Asterias rubens (European starfish) is the source of this 3352-nucleotide messenger RNA. RefSeq names its product transmembrane protein 8B-like. The transcript is spliced from 13 exons. The record is from RefSeq and is a predicted model, not a curated record. NCBI's taxonomy places the organism in Eukaryota, Metazoa, Echinodermata, Asteroidea, Forcipulatida, Asteriidae. Gene Ontology annotation, cellular component: plasma membrane. The coding region runs from base 100 to 2532 and encodes 810 amino acids.
AUAAAUACAUUUCUAAGAAAAUAAGAGGAAAUGUUCCACGAUAUUGCUAGUUAAAUCUCAACUAGUCCGUCAGUGAAGCUAAAAAGCAAGUAAUAUAUAAUGUUAACAAGAGGUCGUCUGUGUUGUCUUCUCCAUGUGCUGCUUUUGCCGUCCUUCUAUCAUGUAAACGCGGAGUUUGAGAAUGGAGAACAGCUCUUCAGCACUCAGCGUUUGUCAGAGUUCAAUUCCUACGGCGAUGUGACUGUGUUCCAUACAGUGAUACCCCAGCACUGUACAUCGGUAAAGUGGAGUAUUGUUGGGUUGAAAGAUAAUGUUGAAUGUCCAGAGGCAACCAUUUACGUAGGUCUACAGCCAGGCAGCAUCCCUAUCGUCAAUCCGUAUAAUACAAGCUUUCCACCGAAUACAAACAUUCAGAGUCAACGUGACCUUAACCUGUUUCUACUAAAGACCAAUCAAUCGCUGUUACUCGCAACCGACAUCCCCCCGCCAGGAGAUUGGUACGUUGUUGCAUUCUUACAGAAAAGAAACGACAGCAAGAUAUCACAGCAGGGACUAGGAGGUCUGGAGUGUAGAUAUUUCAUCCAGCUGGGAUUGUUUUAUCAGCAACUUCGCUACGUACCCUCCCUCAGCACAGAUUCAAAGACAGUCGCUGUGCUGACUCGACAACAAACGUAUGCAGUCUAUAGAUUUAACAUUCCUGCCUUGACUAAAUCGGUCACCUUCACCUAUGAGAACUGUGAGAUUGACCGGUCUAAUAAAAGCAACAGCUCCAGUGACCUGUGCCCUGUUGGAUUCCGAGUCAGUUCAGAUCAUCUGGCCGGUAACUUGACCCAAGCCAUUAACUGUCAGUCGCAGACGUCAUGUUCGUUUACUGUCAAUCAACCGGAAGACAGCACCUGGUACUACGUUCGUGUCGAUCUGACGUCGAGUAUAAUCGUGGGGAUGAAUCUGACUUUGGGAGUAGAACUACUUGCAUGUACAGACGCUGACGCACCUGAUGUGGCUUACCUCAUGAUGGACUCAUGGCAAUUUACUUCCAAUGACACUCUCCCCAAAUGGGAGCACCUGUACAACUACUCCGUGUCAUACGAUGGAGCCUCGGAGAACACCCCUAAAUCGACCCCUGUGUUCCCCUCGCGGACCCUCAUCAAUAUUUUAUCCCCUCCUACGAGCAACUUGCCCAGCCGCGAUGCCCAAACCGCAUCCGUUCCGGCUAGCUGGUGCCCCCCUGUUAUCCGCUUGUCCUCAUUCCAGUUCAGCAAAUCUAACCCAUUUAAGAUAUUUAUACAGAAUGUCAUCAAUGCAACGGGCGGCUUUGAUGUACCGCCUGAUUCUCCGGUGAUCUUGAAGUUUCAGUUGGAUUCAGUUCAGGACAUCGGAGGAACUUUAAUUAUCAGCGCUGAUAUUGGAACGGAAACUGAGGACGACCCACCAGAGUUUAAUAGCGAAGCUUAUAUAACCCUCUGUCUACGCCAAGGCAGGAUACCACACCUCACUGGCACAACUAUAUCUUGUGAUCCAGCCUACAGUGUGACAUUCAGUGCUGACGAUGCCGUCCGUAAGCUUCCAUGGAACAUACCGUUUCCACAGGCGGGGGUGUGGUACUUGUCCUUGGAGUCAAGCUGCAAGUCCCCCACUGGUAUGGGGCCGUGCAACUCAACAGUGUUAGUGAGUGUUGACAUUGGAUUGUAUGCAUGUAUCGAUGGGUGUGGUCCGUACGGAGCUUGUCACACAUCCGUAGAUAUGGGUCUACAAUACUACUACUGCAAGUGCUCAAGAGGCUAUGCUGGUUUUGGAUGCACUGACGAUUCCAAGGCUUGGUCCCAGAGUUACUUCCUAAGCAGGGUCCUUCUGCUGACGCUCAGUAACGUCUUCUUCAUUCUACCUUGUUGUCUCGCCUUGAAGCGACGCCAUUUUGUACCUGCUGUGUCUUACUUCUGCACUCUAGUCUUUUCAUCGUUCUACCAUGCCUGUGAUUCUGGCAGUUUGUGUAUCAUGAAGUAUGACACCUUACAGUUCUGUGAUUUCUUCUCUGCGUUUAUGGCCAUUUUCCUGACACUCAUAACGAUGGCCAGAUUACCAGUUCCUCUAAAAGCUACUCUAGAGAUUCUAGGAGCAUUUGGAUUGGCCUUAGGAACCAGUUACAACCGGUUCAGUAUCUGGGCUGUUGCAGUUCCAGUGGGUGUAGGUGGUGCCGUACUGCUGAUGUCUUGGUCAAGACGUUGGUAUAAACGCCGCCAGUGUUACCCCACGUCAAGAAGGAGAUGGCUAUGUUUCAUUCUGCCCGGUAUCGCAGUCAUUGUCACCGGUCUCUGCAUCUUCGCGUUCCUGGAGACGACAGACAACUACCAGUAUGUCCACAGUGCUUGGCACGUUGCCAUGGCGAUCGGCGUGCUGUUUCUACUGCCGCCGCGAGAACAGAGUGAUUACAAACUGAUAUUGAAUGAGCCUUGUGAUGAUGAUGUACUAAAUAUUCAUCAGACGUCCGAACAUUCUUCACCAAUCACUGACUAUCCAUCCGUUAUCAUCUGAAUAUUCAUCACCAAUCACUGAAUAUUCAUCAGUUAGCUUCUGAGCAUUCAUCAGCUAUCAUUGAAUAUUCAGUUGUCUUCUGAACGUUCAUCAGCAACCAUUGAAUAUUUGCUCCAGUUAUCAUCUGUAUAUUCAUCACCACUCACUGAAUAUUCAUUAGUUAGUACCUGAACAUUCAUUGAAUAUUCAUCAGUUGUCUUCUGAACGUUCAUCAGCAACCAUUGAGUAUUUGCUUCAGUUAUCAUCUGAAUAUUCAUCACCAAUCACUGAAUAUUCAUCAGUUAGCUACUGAGCAUUCAUCAGCAAUCAUUGAAUAUUCAUCUGUUGUCUUUUGAACGUUCAUCAGCAACCAUUGAAUAUUCGCUUCAGAAAUCAUCUGAAUACUCAGCGGUUAACAUCAUGGCUUGAUUCAAUGCUGAUUCUAAUUAUACAUCUCUGAAUAUUCAUCAGUUAGCUUCUAUGAACGUUCAUCAGCAACUGUUGAAUAUUCGCCUCAGUUCUUGUUUGAAUAUUCAUUAGUUAUCAUUAGGGCUUAUACUGAUUCUUAGCAUUACACUUACCUCUGCCAAUGUCUCACUGCAUGACCUCAUCAUGACACAUUUUAGUAGCUAGUCGAAGGAGCUCCAUUUUUUUUUAAGCACGAAUUGCUAGGGAUAGCGUUACUGUGAAUUUACUGUUAUCAAUGUUCUCCUUUAAGUGCGCUGGUGAAAAGGUAGAUACAACAUCCCGGGACCAGUAAAUAUGCUGGGCUCAAUUUCAAAAAGCUGUUUUAAGCAGAAAAAAACUGCUUGACAAAUUUCUUUGCUAAGCAAAAAUUGAG